CCAUGUGUUGUAGCUGUUUGAAAAUAUGUUCCUUUUAUGUAUGCGUGCGAAGCUGGUCUGGAAUCACUUGAGUCACAUACCUACCACUCCCGAUACCCCUUCCUCUUUGUUUCAUACGAUUUCUUCCGCGUUUCGUUGUUCGCCGUCUGUUUCUUCGGUUCGUCCGUUUAGUCGCUUUCCAACAGCGCCGCAGCGCCGCAGUCUCGCAGUCCCGCGUUCGAUCAAUGCUGAUAACAUUCUACCCGGAAAGAAUAUAAUAAACGAAUUGCAAUUCGAAUAACAAAUUUAAAGGAAACCGGCGGACGUAAAUCAAUUCAAUCGAACGAGUUCAUUCGUACUUACAAUUCGCGCUUAAAACUGCGAACAGAUCGAUUUGUGAAACAAAAAUUCUUAUUUUGUGAAGUGAAUAAAAGUGUCUCGUUGUUCUUCGACCUCUAGUCGACCUCUUUUUCGGCGAUUGAACACAGAUUUCCAUGAUAAUGCCACUCGGCGUAUAAUUGUCGCCUACAUCAAAACUCGUGCCAAGAGUUGCAUCCAUUAAAAGCGAAUGGAGUCGAAGCGACGUCAACGGUAGCUGCGCAUGCUUGGCCGCUAUCAUCACCUACACAGAGGGAAUCAGUGUUAUAUUACAAUUGCUGUUAGUAGUUGGCCAGCAUUGUGCGUCUGGGUUUUCGUUGCGGUGCAUCGUGUGACAGAAUUCAGUGAAAUACUGCGAAUCGAGAUCGACCCUGGACAGAUAAAAAGGCAAUAAACUAGUCGGCCCCUCGCGGAGAAACUAGUUAUCAAACAUGACGAAUGUCAGCGUGAUAGCUUCGCAUCGUGAACGAAGUAUCGUGCCACAAUUCAAGACGAGUGAAUCCUCCAACGAUAUCGACAAUGUUAUCGAGACUAUUGAACGUCUUCGUCUAGCGAAUCGUCAGGAAUCGAGUAAUCAGCCCGCCGUGAAAGCGAGCAAAACGAAAGCGCACAAAUAUCUUGAACAGAUCGACGAGUCUAGAACAAAGCUGAACAUAGACGAUUAUGACUACAAACGCGAUUCAGCGAGCUCGGUCAAAGGCAAGACCGCAAUUCUCGACCGCAAACGUGAUUGUAAUAUACGCGGUGACGAUCGAAAGGGUGCGAUAGAUUACGAACGCGUCCAGAAACACGAUGAUGAUUCCGAUUCUAGCGAUGACGCUCUCAUCGAACGAGGCCCGACGAAAUCGCAAAACCUUAAACAUGUUCGGAGCAAACCUUACCAAGAUAAGGUCGAACAGCAGUUGGACCCGUUUCUGAUUAGAGUCACAGAGGAAAUUCUGCGCGACAAGGAUUGCCGAGAAAAAUUGGAGCCUCUCCUUCAAAAGCUGGAAAGGACAAACGGUUACUGGAACGGCAAUCAAAACGACUCUCAACCGUACGACGCGAAUAGAGACGCCACUGUGACGGCGAUAGAAAACGAUUUCACAAACGAGUCAUCGAUAUUAGAGGAUGUGUUGAAUAGUACUUUUCAAGUAGCUCAACGUGUGACGGAGAAUAAUUUUAUUAGCUUGCAGAAAACGAUAGAACACAGCGAUUGUUUUCUUCAGAACAGUAGCAAUAUUGCUUCUGGAUCUGAGAGCCUUAGUUCGAGUCCUGUUCUAUCGCCGGUUUUGAGGAUUCCUACCAACUCCCCAAAAACCUUCACGUCGAAUAUCAACCAAAAUUUCGGUUUUUCCUCCGAGGUAAAACUUCAUUUUUUUAGUACCAUUAAUUUUCUUGAUAUAACUACGAACAAAUACAGAGUGUUCCAAAAUUAUAACAGAAUGCUGAUGUGCCUCGUUGGCAAUCCAGACGAGCUCUACCACAAAUUAGCUUAUCUGAUACCGUUCGUAGAUCGUUUGAGCACGAUUCCAAAGGCCUUAGAGAUCGUUAACAAUCACGACGAGGAUGCGCUCUACCUGGCCGCGCUCAAUUGCCCACAGUUACCAUUCGUCGCUGGCUACUUAGCAGCUACGAUGAUAGAAAAAGGGAUCGAUGUCAGUCAGCGGUUGUACCGCAGACGGGGCGACACGCUGAUACAUUCGAUCGCGGCGCAGGGAGAUUCUCACAAGGAAAUCUUAGCAGAACUGCUGGCGUUAACCACGGUCCAAGGGAACUGUGUGUUCGAUUUGACAAAACAAAACUACGAUGGAAAGACGGCACUUCACGUUGCGAUCGAAUCGCACAACCCGGUAACGAAAGGAGUCACGUCAGUGGAGGUCGUGAGACUGCUUUUAAAGUACGGAGCUGAUCCCACUAUCAACGAGACAAAAUCCGGAGACAAUGCUUUACAUAAGGCUGUCUCUUUAGGCUGUGAUCCUACCAUUGUUAAGUUAUUACUGGACGCUUGUACCGUGAGUUUGGUGAACGCGACCAAUUACUGUCUCAAUACACCGCUGCAUGUAGCGACAUCUAAUUCGAACGUACCUUUGGAGAAACAAAUGGAAGUCUGCAGCCUUUUGAUUCACGCUGGAUCUCAAACAAAUCUACAGAAUCGCCAAGGGAAGACUCCAUUAGCUCUCGCUUCUUCAGAAAGGAAGGAAGCUAUUAGAACAGUCUUUCACAGGAGAUCAUGAAGAAAAUAUCGCAUGUGUGUGUGUCUGUGUGAGAACGUGUGCAUUUCAUUUUAAUCUAGUAAUAAGAAGAUAUAAUUUGGAGAAACAUCGAGAUCGAUCAAAAACUACCUCAUGUUAUUCAUCGUCACAUUUUGUUCUACAGUAAAACCGCUUAAAUACGAAAACUGAACUUUCGAUCGUAACAAUGCGGAGCCACGGUCUUAUCUCAGGAAGAGCAACUGAUAAAAAUAGCCAGAAAAAGUUAUAUUAAUCCAAUUAAUACUAAUUCAACAAUAAAUCUAUAUAAAAAAUAGUUCAGGGUAUCUCGGGAAGAGUGUCAGGGUAAUUCUAGAGGCGUUUCUGUAUAACUGACCAAUGAAAGCACGCGUAGCUACGGCCGAGCGUCUCGAGCCCUGGCUGCCUCCAGAGAUCUCAGAAUUUAUCCCGCACGGCUCGCUUCCCCUCUUUUUCGCCCGUAUUUCGAUCCCCACUAUUAUUCUCCUCAUGCACCUUCGUGAAGCGAACCCAUCAAGUACCAGUCCCCACCAUGGUCGCAUCGUCCCCACUUUCCGGCCGAGGGAUAAAUUCUGAGAUCCCUGG
Molecule: messenger RNA, 3152 nt
Organism: Ceratina calcarata
Lineage: Eukaryota; Metazoa; Arthropoda; Insecta; Hymenoptera; Apidae
Exons: 7
Coding region: 789-2573 (594 amino acids)
Biological process (GO): regulation of gene expression
Cellular component (GO): nucleus
Molecular function (GO): protein binding
Source: RefSeq, a predicted model, not a curated record